Messenger RNA from Musa acuminata subsp. malaccensis (wild Malaysian banana), 964 nucleotides. Lineage: Eukaryota; Viridiplantae; Streptophyta; Magnoliopsida; Zingiberales; Musaceae. The record is from RefSeq and is a predicted model, not a curated record.
AGGUACUCUUUCUUUCACUUAAUACGUCCUAAAGGGGGUGUCAAAGGAAGCUUCUCCUGCUUUGGUUUGGCUUGCUCUUUAUUGCCCUCGUACACUUUGCAUUUUCAUAUUUUCCAUUGAUACAAGCUCAUGAAACAUAUGCAAUAGAUUUGCGAUGUUUAUACUCAAUUGUUAUGACAUUCUCUAGUGUUCACUUUGGCCCAUGGCAAUACUACCCGAGAUUCUCAAUUUGUGAGAACGGACGGCAGAGACAGCACAUGGUGUCUCACAACCACCUUCACCUGUGAUCUAUCUACUCCUCUCCUAUUUAUUCGUCCCUCAUAUCAACUUCGUUACACUACCCAUACCAAUCCUCCGUUCUUCUUCUUCCACAUUCCCUGACUCACCCACCUCCAACUGCAUCAUGGGCUUUCCUUCUGUUUGCUACUGCGUCAUCCUCCCCAAGCCUCUACUGCUCGUUGUCCAGCUCGUCGACCUCGUCGUCUCCUUCACCAUCUCCUGCCUUGGGCUGUGCCCACCGCAAGAAGACUCCGCUUAUCCUUCGCCGGCGACUGCAGUCCACCCUUCUGUGAUCAAGAGGAGCCUCCCCAUCGUUGAAUUCUCGACCCCGAGGAGGAGUCCGGUGCCGCUCGAAGGCGACGAAGCCGUUUGCGCGGUUUGCUUGGGGACGCUGGAGGAAGGAGAUGAGGUGAGGGAGCUCGGAAACUGUUGUCAUGCAUUCCAUCGCCUGUGCAUAGAUAAGUGGGUCGACAUGGGUCGGGUCACCUGUCCGCUGUGCAGAACUCAGCUGCUGCCGAGGGGAAGGGCAGAGAAACAGCAGUUGGUAAUGGCAGUCGAGUUUAUGUGAAGAUCUUCUUAGAAUUCAAAUGGUACAGAAUGUGUAGAAGCCUGGAUUAUAUCUUUGGAGUCUUUAUUGGAGCUAACAAUUAAGCUUAAUGAAAAUAAUGUGCUGAUUAUUAAGUAA